AUGGAUUCAUCAUCAGGAGGAGGAGCAGUAGCAGGAGCAUCAUCUUCAGAACCUCCAACAACUUCUCCUACGGUUACCGUAACUACCGUACAACCGGAGGGAUCUUCACCACCGCCGCCACCGCCACAAGCUCCACCAAGCCGUUACGAAUCUCAAAAACGCCGUGACUGGAACACUUUCCUACAAUAUCUACAAAACCACAAGCCACCAUUGACUCUUGCAAGGUGCAGUGGCGCGCACGUGAUCGAGUUUUUGAAAUAUCUCGAUCAAUUCGGGAAGACAAAAGUUCAUGUUUCCGGUUGUCCGUAUUUUGGACAUCCGAAUCCUCCUGCUCCAUGCGCCUGUCCGCUCAAACAAGCUUGGGGAAGCCUUGAUGCGUUGAUCGGACGACUCAGGGCGGCCUACGAAGAAAACGGAGGCCGUCCUGAGUCCAAUCCGUUUGGCGCUAAAGCUGUGAGAAUUUACUUGAGGGAAGUGAGGGAAGGACAGGCUAAAGCUAGAGGGAUUCCUUAUGAGAAGAAGAAGAGGAAGAGGUCUGCAGUGACAGUGUCAGCUGUGAGUAGUAGUGGUGGUGGCGCUAACGAUGAUAGUGGAGGUGGUAACGGUGGUGCCGGUGAUAACACGGUUGUUGGUGGUGGUACAACUACAUCUACAACUACUGCAGCUAAUGCAAGUACUUCUUAG
Molecule: messenger RNA, 684 nt
Organism: Lathyrus sativus (Indian pea)
Lineage: Eukaryota; Viridiplantae; Streptophyta; Magnoliopsida; Fabales; Fabaceae
Source: the annotation of a GenBank genome assembly